This is a messenger RNA of Kuraishia capsulata CBS 1993, 588 nucleotides long. RefSeq lists its product as uncharacterized. The transcript has a single exon. Bases 1 to 588 code for a protein of 195 amino acids. Lineage: Eukaryota; Fungi; Ascomycota; Pichiomycetes; Pichiales; Pichiaceae. The record is from RefSeq and is a predicted model, not a curated record.
AUGAUACGUCAGGUGAGACGGUACAGAACACUGAGCUUGGACUCAUGCGCGCAAUCAUACUACAGAAGGAUGGAGUCGCAACGAAAUACGAAAAGCGAGACGUUAGCUAGAGGAGUUCGAGACGAGGUGUCGCCAAACCCCAGAAUGGACUGGAUGUUCGAUAAGAACCAGCGAAACGAUUCAUAUCAUCACAGAGUGGUAUCCCCGAAAGUUGAGGCCUAUAGACAUGAAAUAUUGGGGCAAGCGUAUACGAAAAGGUUGGACCAGCUAACUGAUGAGAUGAUACUGAGUUGUAUAUAUAGCGAUGCCAGCUACGACCUAAGUGUGAACGGAUCGAAAGUAAACACGCUAUUGGUUCAACUUCUCGGUGAAUCGGCGCUGGGCGUUUUUUACGAGAAGCCAAAUUUGAGCGAAAUGGUUGAAGGUCUCUAUAAGCAAAGACACAUCAAGACCUCCUCCAGCAUGAAGAGUCUCCGGCAACUUGUCGGAUUCAUCAGUCUUACGCAUGGAUUCGGCGAGUCCGAAAAAUUCUUUUUGGAUCAAAUUCUGACUAGGUCUCUUAUCGGCUCGUCCAGGAACAAUAUGUAA